This is a messenger RNA of Hemisphaericaspora subhashii, 459 nucleotides long. RefSeq lists its product as uncharacterized. The record is from RefSeq and is a predicted model, not a curated record. The coding region runs from base 1 to 459 and encodes 152 amino acids. The transcript has a single exon. Lineage: Eukaryota; Fungi; Ascomycota; Pichiomycetes; Serinales; Debaryomycetaceae.
AUGUUUAGAACUUGUAUUAUUAGAUCAGGAAUUUCCAUUUCUUCUAAACCAGUAUUAAGAACAAAUGCUAUUCGUGUAGUUGUCAGAACUUUCGGAUCCACUUCAACAACAUCAGCCUGGGGUUUUACUAAGAAAGCUCCAGAAGGAGAACAAGAAGCACCCGAAAAGGAAGAUCCACAAGUUGCACUUCUAAAGGUCGUGAAGGCUUUUCAACAAAACCCACAAUUGAUGCAAUUAACUCGAGAAUUUAAAGAUAUACUUGAAAAAAAGGGAUUAUUCCCACUUCCAGAAGGUCAAACUACUCCAUCGAUGAAAAUAUUGAUUAAAAUGAUUUCAGAUCUGGAGAUUAGGGAUCAUAUUGAGAAAUUAAGGACAGCUAUGGCUGAAAAUGGUAUAGAUAUCUCUGAUAAAGAUUUCGCACAAAUUGCUGGGAAUUUAACAUUCUUAAAUAAAGUAUGA